Messenger RNA from Lepisosteus oculatus (spotted gar), 3823 nucleotides. RefSeq names its product netrin 4 (gene ntn4). Gene Ontology annotation, biological process: tissue development; animal organ morphogenesis. The record is from RefSeq and is a predicted model, not a curated record. Lineage: Eukaryota; Metazoa; Chordata; Actinopteri; Semionotiformes; Lepisosteidae. Gene Ontology annotation, cellular component: basement membrane. Gene Ontology annotation, molecular function: protein binding.
GUAUUUAAAAAGUAAUGUGUUUACAUUUACAGUAUCACUGCUAGUCACCUUAUUAACUAUUCAAGUUUAUUAAUAUUCGAUUGGAUAACUGUCCACUGUCCACCCCAAAUACAAACCUGACGUGUUUACAAAGUAAUUGCAAUGAGCUGUAUCAAUUUCAAGUCAAUUUAAGUUUCAUGACGAGCGCGCUGUGUACGUUCACGAUAUCGAAAUCUGGGACAGAUUAUCAGUUACAAGGUGGUCGUUUAGUUUCUAGUAAACUUGGUAAAACUUCGCUUUGGUCUGAAAAGUUAACCACAUCUAAGGGGGUAACGAGAAAUCCUGUGAAUCAUGAAUUACAGGAAUGUUCCUUUAAGCUAAGAAAAUGCGAAGCGACUGGGGCGGAGCCGAAAUCCCCCUGUCACUCUUUGAAUAUUACUUACAUAUCUGGAGGCAAAACUCAAGUGAAUGUGCGGCAUGGUAGUAUAUGGUAGAUGAAAUGAGAGACAUAGCAGUAUCUCCUCCUCUGCACCUGGCGUUUUUGGAAAGCCUGUUACUUCAAAUAAGAAAAUGUGCUAGCUUGUAGUUUUCGGGAAAUUCGGAUAGUGGGGUUGUCAAAGAUUGGAUCUGUCUUCAUUAUUAUUAGAGUGGAUGAAAUUGGCGAGAAGGUCAGUUGGUCUGAAGAAACGAGUUCGCUUUCUCCCGCUGGUAAAAAAAAAACUUGCCUCCACAUGUCACAAUAAAAAAGCGAAGUAAAAUUUCGGUCCUCAAGCGAACGCAUGUAAGUCUUGGUGUUUUUUAGGAAAAACGAAUUGCUGGUCUCCCGUGCUUCUCAAAAGCCCUACGAUGAAGCGUUGGACUUCAAUUUCACUGAUUGCACUUUUUGGAUUAUAUUCUCUCGCUUCAGGUCUGGGCGGCGCGGGUUCGAGAGUGCCCGACAGGUGUGACAGCCGUGCUUGCAAUCCCAGGAUGGGGAACCUGGCCCUGGGUCGGCGGCUGCUCACGCAGUCGGUGUGCGGCUCCAACUCCACCGAGCUCUUCUGCUCCUUCUCCGAGACCGCCGACGGCUCGUGCCGCCCGCCCAAGUGCGGCAAAUGCAGCGUGGCGCAGCCCCAGCACUCCCACCUGUCGGGGGCCAUGGCCGACUCCUCCUUCCGCUCCCCCGGCACCUGGUGGCAGUCUGCCGGGGGAGCGCUGCAGGAGACCGUCCAGCUGGACCUGGAGACGGAGUUCUACUUCACGCACCUCAUCCUGGUGUUCAGGUCUCCCCGGCCGGCGGCCAUGCUGCUGGAGAGGUCGCAGGACCACGGCAGGACGUGGACGCCUUACAAAUACUUCGCUACCAACUGCACAGAGACCUUCGGCUUGAAGGACGACACCGAAGUAGAAGGAGCCCAGUGCACUUCUAAAUACUCGGGGCCCUACCCCUGUACCCGUGGAGAGGUGAUCUUCCGAGCGCUGCCCCCGUGGCACACCCUGAACCCCUACAGCGCCGAGGCGCAGGAGCAGCUGAAGGUGACCAACAUCCGGGUGCAGCUUCUGAAGCGCCAGCCGUGCCCCUGUCAGGACAAACACCCGGACGUGAAGCUCCAGCACCUGGCGCACUACGCCAUCUACGACUUCAUCGUGAAGGGCAGCUGCUUCUGCAACGGCCACGCAGACCACUGUGUGCCCGCGGAGGGACACCGGCCAGUCAGGGAGAGGACGCAGCAUGUGGUCCAUGGAAAGUGCAUUUGCAAACACAAUACAGCAGGUGAUCACUGUGAGCGCUGCGCCCCUCUGUACAAUGACCAGCCCUGGCUGCCUGCUGAUGGACUGACUGGGGCUCCACAUGAAUGUAAAAAGUGCAAGUGUCACGGCCACUCGGACAGCUGUCACUUUGACUGGGGUGCAUGGCUAGCCUCGGGCCAGCGCAGCGGAGGGGUGUGCGACCACUGCCGGCACAACACCGAGGGCCGGAACUGCCAGCUCUGCAAGAGCGGCUUCUACAGAGACCCGCACCGGCCCUCCUCUGCCCCUGACUCCUGCACCCCGUGUGCCUGCCACCCUGUUGGCUCAGUGCCCUUCCACCUCAGUGGGGUGUCCCUGUGCGACCCCAGCAAUGGCGAAUGUGUCUGCAAGCCGGGAGUGGGGGGCCCACACUGUGAUAGAUGCAUGGUAGGCUACUGGGGAUUUGGAGACUAUGGCUGCCGACCGUGUGACUGUGCUGGCAGCUGUGACCCCUUCACCGGCGACUGUGUGUCCAGCUCAGACGUGGAUGUGUAUCAAAGAGGCGAUUUCCCAUCUCCCUUCAAUGAGAGCGAGUCUGCGUGGAACUGGAGGGGUGAUGAACUUUUCUCAGCUCUGCAUUACUCAGAAAAAUGUGAAUGUAAAGAGCAAGACUUGGGCAACCCCAAACUCUUUUGCACCAUGAAAUACGCUUAUGUCUUAAAGGUAAAAAUUCUAUCUGCGCAUGACAAAGGCUCACAUGCCGAGGUCAGUGUGAAGGUGAAGAAGGUUUUGAAUCAACAAACAAAACUGAAGAUCCAGCGCAGAAAGAUAACUCUGUACCCCGAGUCCUGGACAGCUCGGGGCUGUACCUGCCCAAUUCUCAACCCCGGGAUGGAAUAUCUGGUAGCGGGCCACGAAGACAGGAGGAUGGGCAGGCUCGUGGUCAACAUGAAAAGCUUUGUCAAACGCUGGAAACCUAACCUUGGAAGAAAGGUCAUGCAGUUUUUGAAGACGGACUGUAAAGGGUAGGACGGAAGGGUGCAGAAGAAAGGACUGCAGUUUUGAUUCUGUGCACUGAGGGGGUGUCGGCUGAGGACGGAACACCCACAAAGCAGAAGCUGAAAAAAGUGACAGACAAAAGCACUGAGCCCUCGCAGGACUCGUACUUGAAACCGAAACCAAAGUUGGCCAAAUUUCCCAGCAUUCCCGGCUAUACCCUCUGAAGCACUUUACCAGCGGUUGGGCCAAGGCGUUGAUGUCUUAUCUGGAUGUUCCUUUUCAAUUAAGAAAUCCUGGGCAGGCUGAUCAGCUUGUCUACGAAUGGCGAGGAUGAUCUCGCUCAUGAAGUCUGAGGUGGAAGAUUGGCCUUCACACUUACGGGCUGUGCUUGACUGGCCAGGGCUCACCAUCACCAUCUUCAGACCUGGCUAUUGUGAACACGCAAGAGUCAAACUUAUUUUGUUGUCUCCCACUAAUGCAAAUGUUGGAUCUCCCCUUUUUGUUUAUUUGUUAUUCACAUGUGUUACACUUGGGGGUGGGGUGGGGGAGGAAUUGUGCUGAUACACUGCUCAAUCUGAGUUGUCACUCCCAGUUGCGCAGUUCUACGUAUCCUGCAACAGCUGGCUAUUUGUCAGCUAGGCGGUACAAAGACUUUAGGCCUGUGGAUUUAGACUAUUUACUGUUGUUGCAUCACAAAGCCAUAUUAAGCAACUGCUUUAACGUCUUCAGUACAUGAUGCUUCCUUGAUGUGUAUACAAUGCAUAAAAAAAGAAAAAAGACAGUGUUAAAAGAGCAUUUUAAUAUUCAGCAUUUCAUAGUUGUAUGCACUUAGAAGUCCUAUGGACUUGGAUAUGCCAGAUGCUGUUGUUUUUUUUUUUUUGCUACAUUAUUUGUUUAUGUACAGUAUAUAAUAAAAAAGUAAGACUGAAUUCAUUUUUAACACAGGCUUAUGUAAGUGUCUUUACUUAGUAUAUUAUACUAAUAUAUUAUACUAUUAUAUUCUGUUUUAAAUGUUGAACUCUUGUUAUUUGUUUCAUAACAUAUUGCUGAAACUCGUGGGUUUUUUUUUUGUAAUUUCUUUUUCUUAUGAUGACUGUAUUAGUAAUAUCUUUCCACUGGGUAUUUUCUGUGUCUG